This is a messenger RNA of Sitodiplosis mosellana (orange wheat blossom midge), 3286 nucleotides long. RefSeq lists its product as uncharacterized. The transcript has 4 exons. The record is from RefSeq and is a predicted model, not a curated record. The coding region runs from base 2081 to 2977 and encodes 298 amino acids. NCBI's taxonomy places the organism in Eukaryota, Metazoa, Arthropoda, Insecta, Diptera, Cecidomyiidae.
GGUUUAUGCUGUGCACUCUUUUGACGCACAUCAUAAUAGUAAGGCUGUGAGCAGCAUCACACCAUUAACAUUGGCCGUCUGAAUGUGUUGCUAUACUCAGUAUCAUGUAUACAGUUUGCUGAAUUGGCUUCUUUACGACGACAUUCGUUGUGCUUUAAAUGUGUCUCAGCACAAGUGUCAUUGAUAACUGGAUUUGUUCGAAAUGUUGUUUGAUUUCUAAUGAAAAUCAUAAAAAAAACUAGCAUUUUCUUAUUGCUUAAGGGAACAGCAGCUAGUGUUGAAUCGAAAGUUGUGAUUUUGUGAUUUGAACAACGACUGAAUGAACCUCUGUACAAGCUCUUUGUACCAAUUAGACUAAGUUAAAAGUAUGAAACAUAGCAACACUGCUCAUCAAGAGGUGUAACAACAUUGAAGCUAGAGCAUAAGUUCACCAGCAGUCCAGGGAAAAAUGUUAAACCAUUCAACGAAGAUUGGAAAAAGUAUCGCCUUAACUUCAUUUCCAAUUGGUAUGUUUUCUUCGCACAAAACACAAGAGAGUAUCUCAAAUUGUUUUAUUGAUACUUUUAGGUGUUCUCAAAACAGUGUAUCGCAACGUGAUACGAACGACAAGCCUAAAUUGAGUCGCAAUUGAAUUGUGUCAACAUCGUAUGUCGAUUGAAUCAAAGAGCUGCUGGCUCAAUUGAAUCAGAAAAACGUGCACUUCCUCUUUCAUAAUGAAAAGAAGUCAAUUCGAUUCGACGGAUAGUGAUCUGAAGGAUGUACAAUCACCACAGACAAUGGCCGAGAAGAAAAGUCGAUGGGAUGUACGAGAAGGGUGCACGGUUGAAUCUAAAAAAGAGACACAUCCGAAAGUUGAAAGUGAAUCGGAUGACAUUACACUUGAUACAAAAGUUGCGUGUUUUAUUUGUGGUCGGAAGGGUCCACUUCGUCGUUUGACCAAUCAUCAAAUGACUGCUCACUCAGCACUUCAGUUCAUUCCACCGGAACCAAAUGCAAUUACAUGCAGCCUUUGCAAUUAUGCUAUGCCCAGCGCAUCAUUGGAACGCCAUCUAAAACGCAAACAUCCAACGGAAUACAGCAAAAUGCAGAAGCAGAAAAUUGCUCAAAUUUUGGCAACGACAAAUCAGCCCAUGAGCUCUGUGACCAACACACCUGUAGCGGAUACACCGAAGGGUGACCAUGUAUUCGAACGAAUGCCGAAGAAUGAGCCAGUAUCGAAGAACGAUGAAGGGCCAAAGAAUGAGCAACAACCGAAGGACUAUGAUGUGCCGAAGAAUGAUGAAAGUCUGAAGUACGAGCAAGCACCAACAAUUGGAGAGCAUUUGCCGAAAGAAAAACGUACGCCAAAGCCAGCUACAUUACCAACGCAGACAAUUUACAUUAAAACCCAAUCGAUGGUUAGUGUUGAAGAGGAUGAUGAUGGUUUCUUUGACUUGGUCAUCACUGAAUUUGGAGAAUAGUAAUCGAUUUUAGGGUGAUGCGUGACCUAAAUGAAGAAAAAGAAGAAAAAAUAAAGAAAAUAUCAACAGAAGGAAAAAAAAAUAGCUCACAGAUUGUGUGAAUGAAAAAAUGCUUCUAGUAAAAUUGUCUGACAUUGAAAUUAGAACUUGAACAAGGCAACGAAAAUGUAAAUGUUAGAAAUAAAUGUGCCUGCAUUAGCUUUAAGUCCCUAAAUUGAUAUCUCGAAAAUUAGAUAUAAAAGCUCAAAAAAUCAAGAAUUUUCGUUGACAAUCGAAAAAUUAAAUGUUAUGCAUUGAAGAAAAUAGAAUUUGAAGAGAGCUGGAAAAAGAGCGAAAAAUGUUUAUAAAAUCAAAUAUUUUCUAGGUAAAACGAAUCAUUUAAUUUUUCCCGCUUUGAGCGCCUUCCAUUGGAAAGUGUAUCAACAAUAACACUGGAAUUGAUGGAAAUGUCACAAUUAAGCUGAUAUAGCUGAUUAUGCGAAAUGUGACAGUUUGCCGCAAAAUAGUCAUUGAGUCGCACAUCUUUUUGUAUUUUUUUUUUCUAAAAUCACAGUUUUUUCAUUGAUGUGAAUGGCAUCGCAAUCAAAUCGAAGUUGAUAUCGAAAAUUGGUGUAAAAACCAUGUCACAGGAGUUUUUCAAUAGCACUGAAGGUGAUUGGUUCCUAUCAAAUCUGAGUGACAAUGAUGCAAUGAAUUGGAAUAACCCAUCGGUGGCGGGAGUAUUCCAGAAUCCACCAAAAAACCAAAUUGAUUCGCUAUUUACCCGUGUCCAGCAUCGUCAUUUCGUGUGUGGAGCGUGUGGCGAAAAGAUUCCCGAAGAGAAUCUGACUAAUCAUCAUUCGGUGAAGCAUUCUCGAGUGCCUUUUAUCAUGGAUAUGUACGAAUUGUUCGAGAUUGACGAACAGUUUCAGUGUUUGUGUUGCAAUUACGAAAUACUUGAAAGCAAUUUUCAAACACAUUUGGAACUGUUCCAUCCAGAAGUGAUGGCUAACUGUGCCAAUGAGAAUGUGCCGUUGGGCCAUGAGCCUCUUUACAGCCAUGAAACUAAUCCACAGUCGACAUCCGAGUACGUCAACCCUGAGCCCAAUCAACAAUCCACAUUCGACUAUCCGAUCCAUGGUGCCAAUCAACAAACAAUAUACAGCGAUGCUACUUCGAGAUUUUACAGAUGUAAGGCCUGCCCUUCCAGCGGUAUAAGCCAAUCGAAUUUAAACAGACACCGUUCACGAGUUCAUCCCAAUAUUCCAGCCGGCACUGACCUGUUUCAACUGAUUAAAGUCUUGACAAAGAUAAAGUGUGACGUUUGCAAGAAAGAAAUUAAAUCGGAUCGAAUUGAAAAGCAUCGCUUGAAAUAUCACCCGGACAAGUUUGGCGAAGCACGAAGUGAAACACCCACAACUGAACCAUCUGAAGGAUUCCAUAACAUUUGCGUCAGUACCAGUGAACUCGAACGUUUAACACGCCUUGAUCGCAUCUACGAACUCAAUGGUCGGAUUCAUCUCAAAGAUUUCAACUAAUUGCCACUGCAACUUAAUUUAGUGCCACAGCCAACACAGCUUGGCCACAGCAGUAAUAAGCAAAAGAAAAAAUGUUAAAGUUUGAAGAAGUCUUGAUAGAAAUUUUUUUCUUAAGAGCAGAUCGUUAAAAUACGGAGUCAAUAUUUUUUUUAAAUCAAAUUUAUUUUUACACCUAUUUUUCUACCAAGUUUUUGUUAUAGAGCGCUACCAAAGUUGACAUCUAUAAAAUAAUAAUGUUUUACGGGUUAUUUAAUUUGAUAUCUCAUUUUUAUAAUAAAAAUAAAUACUUUUUGAAGGUCAAUUGAAAAA